Messenger RNA from Pelobates fuscus (common spadefoot toad), 1738 nucleotides. RefSeq names its product diacylglycerol O-acyltransferase 2-like. The record is from RefSeq and is a predicted model, not a curated record. Bases 482 to 1549 code for a protein of 355 amino acids. Gene Ontology annotation, cellular component: endoplasmic reticulum membrane. Gene Ontology annotation, biological process: diacylglycerol metabolic process; triglyceride biosynthetic process. Gene Ontology annotation, molecular function: diacylglycerol O-acyltransferase activity. The transcript has 10 exons. Lineage: Eukaryota; Metazoa; Chordata; Amphibia; Anura; Pelobatidae.
GGAGUGGGUACCAGCCAGCCCCUCCUGCCCUGAUUGUGAACACAGAACAUGUUUGGAUGAAAUCUUCUAUUUUCUGUACAUGACCUCGAAUUAUGACACAUCUUGAAAUCUCCCGUUUAAUGCCUCCCCCUACAAGGGGGAAGUGAGGCAUCCGUCAAUAGCCUGGCACAUGCCAAAUCCAAUUUCUACAGAAUACAGAGGAUACCUGGAGCCUUCCUUACUCCAGAGCAGCUUUAGAAGCCAGGACACCCUUUCUGCUCCUCCCUCCCAACCUGCAAUAUUUCAUUGUGAUUGGCUUUGGCACUUCCCGGUUUAGACAAACUUAUUACAGACGCUGCACAGCCUGGGAGCUUGCAACAAACACAGGAAUGUUGUUACAUGUGUACACAUGUUUCUGAACACCAUGCAAGAUAGUAUUUACGUUUGUUGAAAUGUGGACUGAGAUCCCAAAUUUGCAUUACUGGGAAUCUGAUGGUAAUCUAUGUUCAGUCUGAUGUGCAAGCUAUCAUCACCACGCUAUAACAUGGAGACCCUGCCAUCGACAAAAGUGACGGAAAGCGACAGCAAUAUGUACACAGAGCUCCUACAAACUGUCAGUGUAUUGCAGUGGAUCCUAUGCUUCUUAUUGCUCGGUCCAGGCUGUUUUUUCCUGAUCAUGUUGCUUGCGUGCAGCUCGCUAUGGCCGUUGCUUGUUAUGUACAUGGUAUGGUUUAUGUAUGAUUGGAAUACACCAGAAAGAGGGGGCAGGAAAUCUAUGUGGAUGAAUCAGUGGACUGUGUGGAAGCAUUUUAAAGAUUAUUUUCCCAUAACGCUCCAUAAAACUGUGGAUCUGGAUCCAAAUCAAAACUACAUCUUUGGAUAUCACCCACACGGGAUCUUGAGCAUCGGAGCCUUCUGCAAUUUUGCCACUGAUAGUACCGGGUUCUCUCGUUUAUUCCCCAAAAUGAAGCCAUGUGUGACUACUUUGGCAGGAAAUUUCAAGUUGCCUAUAUUCAGAGAGUAUAUUUUGGCUGCAGGAAUGUGCUCGGUCACCCACUCAUCAAUAGACUAUCUCUUAUCACACAAUGGCCCUGGUAAUGUAGUGGUCAUUGUAGUUGGAGGGGCAGCAGAAGCUUUGAACUGCACAAAGAAGCAGCAUAAACUCACCUUGAAGAGACGAAAAGGGUUUGUUAGGAAGGCACUUGCUAAUGGAUCGUCCUUAGUUCCUGUGUAUUCUUUUGGGGAAAACGAGGUUCUACAGCAAUGCCAGUUUGAGGCUGGAAGUUGGAAGAAAAGCCUUCAAGAAUUAUUCCAGCAUUGGGUUGGAUUUGCUCCUUGCAUUUUCUUUGGACAAGGCAUUUUCUCCAGCAGUUCCACAGGAAUAAUGCCAUUCCGAAGACCCAUCAAUACAGUGGUUGGAAAACCCAUCCCUGUCCCUAGGAUUGAGGAUCCCUCUGAGCAGGAGGUGGACACUUACCAUUCUCUAUAUGUUGGCGCUCUGCAGGAACUGUUUAACACAAACAAGAUGUGUUUUGGUCUACAGCAAAGUGACAAUUUGAUACUGGUUUGAAACCUGUAAUACUGGACCAAUUAUGAAUGCAAUAUUGAGAUAAUAUAGCCUUUGCCAUUAACAGAAUAUGUGUGUACUCUUGAUCUCAUUGAACAGUACAUAGGCUGGGCGUUGAUGGAGAUAACACAUGCUUAUCUGAUGUAUCCUUUUUGAGACCGUUACCAGUUAUAAAGAAUGACGAUAAAGUAA